UGUGAAGGUUGUUCCUCUGCGCCUACCGUAGUUACAGCAAAAACAACAUGGCGUCCGACAGUGACAGCGACGAGGAUUUUGUGACUUACGGGACUCCUCUGGAGCCUCUGGAAGAAGAUGAGCCUCUGAAGAAGCCCGUCCCGCUCCACGAGCAGACGGUGAAGGACGAGAAGGGCCGGUACCAGCGGUUCCACGGAGCGUUCACCGGAGGCUUCUCAGCCGGCUACUUCAACACCGUCGGCACCAAAGAAGGCUGGGCCCCGUCAACCUUUGUGUCGUCACGGCAACAGAAAGUGGAGAAGAAACAUCAUGCCAGGCCCGAAGACUUCAUGGACGAGGAGGACUUUGGCGAGCACGGCAUCGCUCCGAGAGAGAUCACCACCAGUCAGGAGUUCUCUUCGAGCCGCAGAGACGCCGCUGGAGAGAAGGCGAGAGCCGUCCACGCUCAGGCAGCGCUGAUACCAGGAGACACACUGCUGGAGGAGCUCAUCACACCCACCAGGUCGUCCGUGGGGGUGGAGCUGCUGAAGAGGAUGGGCUGGAGGGAGGGUCAGGGCGUCGGGCCACGCACCAAGAGGAAGGCUCGCCGACAGCAGACAGACGGAGCGGGCGGAGUCUACGGAGCUGUACUGCCCCCUGCUGGAUCGGAGGAAUCAGAGGACGAGGAAGAGUUUGCUCCAGAGAACGUGACCUUUGCCCCUAAAGACGUGACUCCGGUGGACUUUAACCCCCGGCUGGGGGUUCAGGGAUUGGGCUACCGUGGUCUGGACCCGGGCCGGGCGCUGCUGGGGCGAGCGGCGCCCGAACACAUCGACCUGUUCAGGCCGCAGUCGGAGUCGAGGAGCCGGCUGUUUGGAGACGCACAGCGAGGCUCACGGAGAGGAGGCGUCGCCGGACAGGCGUUCGGCGUGGGGGCGAUGGAGGAUGACGAUGACGAGGAGGUUUACCACCGAGACUGCAUGUCCCGCUACGACACGGAGCUGGGGGGGGCGGAGCCAGGAGACGGCCUGUACGGAUGGACCGCCCCCCAGCAGUACAGCAGGAAGACAGAUAAAAGCAAAGAUGCGUCGUAUCUCGGUAAAAUCCUGGAGGGAUUCACGCUCGCUCAGAAACCAUCGCAGGAAACUACGAUCUUCCCUCCCCCCUCUCUUCCCAGAGACUACCGUCCCGUCCACCGUUUCCGUCCGUCGGUGGAGGUCUUGAGUCUGUCAGGGGUCAGUCCGGCGCUGGCCGAGGCUCUCAGGGUCUCCAGGGGUCACAUGGUCAAAGAGGAGGGGGGGCCCCAACAGGGGGGACGCCACCAGCUGGACUCCAGCCAGCGGAGGGCGCUGCUGGGAGAAGACGCCCUGCAAGGUCCCAGCUCAGUCCUGGAGCUGCUGAAGCCUGAAGACAGAGAGCGGCUGCUGAGCCUCCGCAACUCCUCCUCCUCCAACCUGCCCACCCCCAAAACCCAGCCCCCGGCCUCCCAUGAUGCCUUGCGGUGGGCGGGUCCGGCAGCGGUGGCAGCACCCGUGGGCGGUGUGGCGGCGUCCUCGUCCUCGGCGUCCGGCCUCCAGCAGGAGGCGCUGACUGUGUGGAAAGGAGUCCAGACGUCGGCGCAGACGUUCAGACCGUUUGAGAAGAACUCGAGCAAACAGGCGCGCUACGAGCUGUACCUGAACCGCCUGAAGCAGGGAGACAAAGACGGUCUGGAGCAGAGUCUGGACCCGGGGAUGACUGAGUGGGAGCGCAGCAGGGAGAGGGACGAGUUUGUCCGAGCGUCCAUCCUCUACAGACCCACGGCGUCCUCGCUCUCCUGCCGCUUCACCCGCGCCAAAGACCCAGAGGAGGACGACGGCAGCGUGGAGGUCCCCCGGGACCAGGAGGGCGACGUGGACGACAAACAGGCCGCCGUAAACAUGAAGAUGUUCGGAAAGUUGACCCGAGAAACGUUCGAGUGGUAUCCUGACAAACUGCUCUGCAAGAGGUUCAACAUCCCCGACCCCUACCCUGGGUGCAGUUUGGUCGGUCUGCCCAAAGUGAAGAGAGACAAGUUUUCAGUCUUCAACUUCCUGACCGUGCCGGAGAGCAGAGAGACGACCGCUCCUCCGAAGCCUGCGGACGCUGGGAAGAGAUCCAGGUGGGAUGUUUCUCAGCAGAAAGAGGAGGAGAAGAAGGAGAAGAAGGAGAAGGAGAAGGAUCCUCUGAGCCAGCUGCUCAACGAUGCUCGAAAACAGACUGAGACCAAACUGGGACAAAGCUCCCCGCCUGCCUCGGAGACGCCGUCGGUGGAUGAGCAGAAAGAAAAGAAAGACGAGGAGAAGGAGGAGGAGAAGGAGGAGGAGGAGGAGGAGGAGGAGAGCCGGCCUCCCAUGGAUCUGUUCAAGGCCAUCUUCGCCAGCUCCUCGGAUGAGAAGUCCUCGUCUUCCUCGGAGGGAGAGAGCGACGGCGAGGCGGAGGACAAGGACGCCACGGAGGACCGAGGCAAAGCCGACACGCAGCCACUGAGUCUCUUCGGCAUCCCAACAUCCAUCCAGCAGACGGCUGUAGUCUUGCCUCAGAACUUCACACAAGAAGCUAAAGAAAACCAAGAGGAGGAGUUUGGUCCCAAGCUGCCGCCUCCGUCAGCUGCUCUCAACAGAGGAGGCGCCGUCUCCGUCUGCUCGCCGCGAGACGAGGAGAAACCCAACAAGAGGAGCCGAGAGAGGAAACACAAGAACAAGAAGCAGCACAAACACAAGAAGGACAAGAAGAAGAAGAAGAAGAAGAAGCACAAGAACAAAGGAAAGCAGCAGCAGAAGAAGAGUAAGAAGGAGACAGACAGCAGCGGCGAGGACAGCAGCGAGGACAGCGGCGAGGACAGCGGCGAGGACGCUGCACAGGUGUCGACUCAGGAGCUGCUCAAAAGACUGAAAAAUGUCCGGUCUCUUGAGUCCUGGUGAAGACAGUGAGCCGUGUCCUCUGUGAGGACGACCGUCAGCAGAUACCAUGUUGUUCUCAUUUGAAAUAAUAAACGUGUUUAUCAUUUAA
Sander lucioperca (pikeperch) is the source of this 3009-nucleotide messenger RNA. Its product is annotated as G patch domain-containing protein 1-like. NCBI's taxonomy places the organism in Eukaryota, Metazoa, Chordata, Actinopteri, Perciformes, Percidae. Gene Ontology annotation, biological process: mRNA processing. Gene Ontology annotation, molecular function: RNA binding. The record is from RefSeq and is a predicted model, not a curated record. Gene Ontology annotation, cellular component: nucleus. The transcript has 20 exons. Bases 48 to 2921 code for a protein of 957 amino acids.